Perca fluviatilis (European perch) is the source of this 1647-nucleotide messenger RNA. It is a transcript of the gene pir, whose product is annotated as pirin. The transcript has 10 exons. Gene Ontology annotation, biological process: monocyte differentiation. Bases 435 to 1307 code for a protein of 290 amino acids. Gene Ontology annotation, molecular function: quercetin 2,3-dioxygenase activity. Gene Ontology annotation, cellular component: nucleus. NCBI's taxonomy places the organism in Eukaryota, Metazoa, Chordata, Actinopteri, Perciformes, Percidae. The record is from RefSeq and is a predicted model, not a curated record.
AGUUCAACGUUGGCGGGAAUGUUAAAACGUGAUAAAGUGUUCGUGUCAGAGGCUGCAGGCUAUCCACAAUGAAAACAUAGCCUAAUAAUAAAAUAGGCAGAUAUUAAAUUGUCCCCGUGCAGGAGUGUACCUAAAGCCUUCAUUUAGAAUAGUGUGGACAUAGUAGGCUACACACUCAACAUAAUGAGGAAGUAGACGAAUAUGAUCUGAUAUCAGAGGGCAGAUCGAGGUGAAGUGAACAGAUGGAUUCCUGCACACAGAGCGGGGAGCGUUCGGGACGGAUAUGAGCAAGUAUUUUUGAAAUGAAUGUCGAGAAAGCCGUCAUGAGCAGCCCUGAGAUCAGCUGACGAGCACCUGAUCCGCUCAGCUGAUGCACGCGCAGCUGAUCGCUGCUGUCAGUUUUUGCAGUUACUAGUGAAUCCUUUCCCGGCACAAUGAUUGUGAGGAGGGUGGAAAAGACAGUUCUGAGUGUGGAACAGUCGGAGGGAGUCGGUGCUCGUGUCCGCAGGAGCAUCGGUAGAAAAGAGCUAAGAAACCUGGAUCCUUUCCUGAUGUUGGAUGAGUUCAGAGUGAGCAAGCCAGCAGGUUUUCCAGACCAUCCUCACCGGGGAUUUGAGACAGUUACAUAUGUUUUAGAAGGCAUCACGGCCCAUGAAGACUUCUGCGGCCAUUCAGGACAACUGAAAGCUGGAGAUCUGCAAUGGAUGACUGCAGGACAGGGGGUGGUCCAUGCUGAGAUGCCUGUGUCAGAGGAGCCCGUGGUGGGCUUACAGCUGUGGGUGAACCUGCCGAGACGAGACAAGAUGGUGGAACCGGCGUACCAGGAGCUUAAAGGCUCAGAGAUCCCCAAACCCAGCCAGGGAGGAGUUACAGUCGCUGUGAUAUCUGGAGAAGCUUUAGGAGCAAAGUCUAAAGUCUACACAAGGACACCGACCUUGUACCUGGACUUCAGACUGCAGACAGGCGCCCUGCAUGUGCAGCCAGUCCCCUCAGGAUGGACUACAUUCAUCUACACACUCUCAGGAUCCAUUCAUGUUGGCCCAGAUGAGGAGCAGCAGAAGGUGGAGCCUCAUCACACUGUGGUGUUUGGAGAUGGAGACUGCGUCAAAGUUAAAAACGAGGGCUCUGAAGUUUCCCAUUUUGUGCUGAUCGCUGGAAAACCAAUCAAAGAGCCUGUGGUACAGCACGGUCCGUUUGUAAUGACCACAGAGGAAGAGAUUGGACAGGCUAUCAGGGACUACCAGACUGGCAGAAAUGGCUUUGAAAGGGCAAAAAACUGGAAAUCAAAAAUCAGCAACUCUUUCUAAACACUACGCCUUGGUAGAAAUGUUAGCCUUACUUGUUUGCUGCUAUAGAAGCAUAUUUAAAAAGAUAUUUGUUUUGAUGUUUUAAAACAUGGGUAUUUUUCCCCUCAUGAAAUGUUCUGUACUUGUUUAUCGCACAUUAACUACUUUCCAGCACCUAUUUUAACUUGUUACAUGUCCCGUUGUUUGCCCAGUAGUAGUUAACCCUAGUAGUUCUACAUUGUAAAAUAUAUAUUUUAGGGAAAAAGUGUUUCUAACUGCUCUCCACUCCCCUUGUUAAAUUUAAGCUUUAUUACAUUUUCCUUCUGCUGUUUGAAAUAAAACAGUAGCAGAGCUGUUAGGA